AUGAAGAACUUGAUCAUAAUCAACGAGCCGAUUUACAAGGCUUGUGUUGAAGAAUUUGUGGAAAAAUUUAGGCCUUUUGGGCUAAACCCGUCUUCGGUUUCUCCUUCUUAUGGGUUAGCUGAGAACUGCACGUUUGUUUCAACAGCAUGGAGGAGCCAUAGCAACAAUGCUAGCUUACCCAGUUACAACAAGCUCUUGCCAAGUGCAAGGCUUGGCGAAGAAGGCGAAGAAGAAGAGAUUGACAUUGUAGUGGUGAAUGAAGAAACACUUGAAGCUGUUGAGGAUGGGAUUGAAGGAGAGAUAUGGGUUUCGUCUCCUAGCAACGCUUCUGGCUAUCUGGGACACCCUUCGUUAACUCGCCAGGUGUUUGAUAGGAGACUCAGAGACAAAGUGAGCCGGUGCUUCAUAAGAACCGGUGACCGAGGAGUUGUCAAAGGAGAAGAGAGGUUUCUCUUUGUUACCGGUCGGUCUAAUGAUCAAAUUGUGCUUCAAAAUGGACAAGAAAUACAUCCUCAUUAUAUCGAGACAGCGGCUUAUAAAAGCUGUCGAGAGAUUUUAAGAGGAGGUUGUCUUGCUGCAUUUGAAAUUUCAAAAACUCUAGCUAUUGUUACUGAGUUGCAGAGAAGUGUGAGUGAGAUUAGGGUUUUGAGGAGGAUUUGUGAAGGAAUAAGGGAAAGUGUGAUGAAGGAAACGAAAGUUGGAGUUGGGUUGGUGGUUCUUGUCAAGAGUGAGAGUGUCCCGAAGACUACUUCGGGGAAGAUACAGAGAUGGGCAGCUAAAAAUAGGCUUUCGGAGGGCAAAAUGAAUGUGAUCAUGGAAAUGCAGUUUGAUGAUCAUGAUCGCGAUUCGACAUUAAUUGGUGAAUUUGAAGGAGAUGGAAGAAGUGAAAAGGGAAGGAAUUCAAGGAAGGUGGUAGAUGAAGAAACAGCAGGGAUGUUUUUCUCAGUCUCAAAAGCUCCAAGUCGUGUUUCUCUCCUCUCUUCUCUGUAG
Camellia sinensis is the source of this 990-nucleotide messenger RNA. RefSeq lists its product as uncharacterized. Lineage: Eukaryota; Viridiplantae; Streptophyta; Magnoliopsida; Ericales; Theaceae. Gene Ontology annotation, biological process: lipid biosynthetic process. The record is from RefSeq and is a predicted model, not a curated record.